Molecule: messenger RNA, 582 nt
Organism: Venustampulla echinocandica
Lineage: Eukaryota; Fungi; Ascomycota; Leotiomycetes; Helotiales; Pleuroascaceae
Product: putative ribosomal protein L9.e.c14
Exons: 5
Coding region: 1-582 (193 amino acids)
Biological process (GO): cytoplasmic translation
Cellular component (GO): ribosome; cytosolic large ribosomal subunit
Molecular function (GO): structural constituent of ribosome; rRNA binding
Source: RefSeq, a predicted model, not a curated record
AUGAAGUACAUUCAUUCCGAGGAGACCUUGAAUGUCCCUGAGGGGGUCAAGGUCACCAUCAAGUCGAGAAUUGUCACCGUCGAGGGUCCACGAGGCAAGCUCGUCAAGAACCUUUACCACUUGGCCGUGAACUUCUCCCACCCAAAGAAGGACGUCAUCAACAUCGAGCUGCAUCACGGUGCCCGAAAGAAUGUCGCUACCCUCCGCACAGUCCGAACUCUCAUCAACAACAUGAUCAUUGGUGUCACGAAGGGAUUCAAGUACAAGAUGCGAUAUGUCUACGCACAUUUCCCCAUCAACGUCAACGUGGACCAGAACAAGGAGACUGGCCUGUACGAGGUUGAGAUCCGAAACUUCAUUGGCGAGAAGAUUGUCCGAAAGGUCGUCAUGCACGAGGGUGUCGAGGUUGAGCCAUCCAAGAAUCAGAAGGAUGAGCUGCAGCUGUGGGGUAACUCGCUCGAGAACGUUUCACAAAGCGCGGCGGACAUUCAACAAAUUUGCAGAGUACGGAACAAGGAUAUUCGAAAGUUCUUGGACGGUCUGUAUGUUUCGGAGAAGGGCAACGUUGAGGGGGAGGCUUGA